Molecule: messenger RNA, 1290 nt
Organism: Fusarium sp. VM40
Lineage: Eukaryota; Fungi; Ascomycota; Sordariomycetes; Hypocreales; Nectriaceae
Source: the annotation of a GenBank genome assembly
AUGGCCGAAAAUGCUGAAGCUGAAGCCGCCGGUUCAACCGUCACGGUGCAUACCCUGGCUGAUGCCAUCAAUGUGCCUCCGCCUCAGGUUAUCGUUAUAGAGGGAGACCACCAGGUGAAGAAUGAGGAGAAACUCCCCAGUACAACAGAGGACCUUUGGGUUAGUUCCGCUGAUGGUCGGUAUUGUUCUGCGCCCGUACCAAUACGAGUUGGUCCCUUGAAUAAUAUGCAAACAUUCUAUGUUCACAGAGAUGUACUUAUUCAGGCCGAGUGGUUUCAGAAAGCCCUCUGUGGAAACUUCAGGGAAGCUAGUGAGCAAGUCAUUGACUUGCCCGACCAAGAUCCAGCUACUUUUCACUUUCUAGUCGCCUUUCUGUACGAGGGUCGCUUUGAGCCUAUCAAACCAGCAGCGAGCGUAUUAGAACCAGAGGUUGAUAAAGGAAAGGGCCUUGAUAUCGAAUCAGAACCGGCAGAGGCCUCAGAUUCAAGCUCAUCAAGCAGCAACACCGGCUCUGGAAGCUCUGGCACCUCGUGGCAACGUCGACGUCAAGCUCGACGGGCUAGACUCGCCGAGGAAGAAGAGAGACAGGCAAGGCAGGAGAAGCAUCCAGGCCAUCAUCGCCCAGGAUGUCCCUGCCCUCGUUGUCUCGCGAGACGCGACUAUUCAAGAUGCUGGCAAUGCGGCGCCCAGCGAUCCCGUGAUAGUAAUUCUGCUGCCCACCCACUCUAUGGCCGAGGGGCUCCUAGGCAAGGAGUACGACCUCCAAUGCAUUACCCACCGCCUGUGCACAUCGAAAUACCUCCUCAGCAGAUCCAGCCUGAGCGCAUCGCCGGUGAGGAUCUACGGACAUGGUUCCUGGCAUACGAGCUCAACCUGGACGUUUACAUCUGCGCAAAUCGAUUCCUCAUGAAUGACUUCCAAAAGACCGUCAUGCGGUCAUGUGUGGAUAUGCUGGAGACUGCAGGGUGGGAUGCCGCACAGCCAGAGAUAAUGUAUCUCUGUAGGAAGCUAUAUCGCAGCGUACCAGAGGUAGAUGAGCUACUCAAGAUGGUCCUGGCACGCGUGGGCUUCCUCCAGCCAUUGCUGUGGAAGCGUGCUCCCGAGGAGACGAGCGAGUUCUUGAUCAGCAACCCAGAGUUGGCUGCUACUAUUCUCAGAGAGACUGUCAUGAGGCACUCAGUACCGGCGCCGGGUUUACCUUCGAUGGAGCAUCUUCACACUACGGCUUAUGAGGAUGAGUGGCAGCGUCUGGGGCAAACACCUGCGCGCACGCACAGCUACAAUUAUUAG